Molecule: messenger RNA, 2508 nt
Organism: Nothobranchius furzeri (turquoise killifish)
Lineage: Eukaryota; Metazoa; Chordata; Actinopteri; Cyprinodontiformes; Nothobranchiidae
Source: RefSeq, a predicted model, not a curated record
CCAACACACUCGUCCUAUGCUUUGAGCCAUGCACAUACUGACAUUUGAGUGUUUUACACGUUUUUUAGGACAAAAAUAAAAAAAGAGCUUUUUCUUUGGACAUAGUUGGACGUUCUGGAUUAUAGUUUUUGUUGUUUUUAUUGGAAACAUGAGAUAUUCCACUUUGAUAGGAUUCCUGGUGGCUUUGUUAAAACAACUCUGCACAUCUGAAGGUGGGUCCACCCCCAUUCUGGCUUCCAUUGAGGUUGCCUACCAAGGCGACCAGACUUUAUCCCAGGAAAAAGAGCUGCCUGCUGCAGAGAUGGUGCCAGUCGUGUCCCCUCCUAGUUUAAAGGAGGUGCAGCAGGCUGUACAGGAAGCCUCAGAGCAGGUGGAUGGGCGGGGGGCAGAAGAGGUGCUGAAGGAGUUGCUGGAGCGAGUGGUUGAGGCAGCUAUGGGUAAAGCAGAAGCAGCGGGUGAAGCAAAAGAUGUGGAGAGACAGAAGAAAGUGGCUGAUGGAUAUGUACCCGGGGUCAUAACAGGACAGCUUCAAGCUGAGAUACUGGAGCAGCCAGCAGAGGAUAAAAAUAUUAGUCUCGGGGAAGGAAAUGCUGGAUUUAAAGAAAAUGAGGGGGAAGCAGAGGUGGAUGCAUUUGAAGAUGUAGCUGUAGGAGAGAUGCGAGUUGUCAAGGGAGAGGGCGAAGCAGCAGCUAGACCUAUAGAGAAGUCUUCUGAAGGUGUGGAAGCUAAAGAAGCAGAGAGUUUGGAGGUUAUGGAUGAAUCAGUAGGAGCUAAAUUCAGUCAGGAGGAUAAAAAGGGAACCUUGGAAGAGACAGAAGGAGAUUUAGAAACAAGGAAAGAAGAAGGCACAGAGCUAGUUGGUCUGUCCGUUACAAAGAACCUGACUAAAACAGAAAUACUGGCUGGAAAUGGAGCUCUGAGUCCUGUUGAGGUGGAAGUGGAUGUUCGGCCAGAGCAGGAAACUGUGGAUGAGUCCAGACCUGGCCUGGGAGGGGCUGAUCAUGAGCAGAUAGGCACUAACUGGGGAAAAGAAGCCACUCUGAAGGAGGAAAGUCAAAUGGACAAAAUAGAUGGAGAGAAAAUAGUGCUGCCUUCCAAAGAUUAUGAGAUAAAAAUAACAAACCCUGUCACAGGAGAGUCAGUAGGGGAGGCGGAGGAGGUAAAAAGAGGAGAAUAUGCUGAAGGACAUGAAGAAGAUGAAAAUGGGCAUGUAGUGGAGGAAGGAGGUCAGGGUAAGGUAGAAAUGACAGAAACAAAAUUACAGGGGGUGAUUGGGGAUGAAAGACACGGAGACAGGGUAGGUAAGGAGGUUUCAGUGGCACUAGUGAAUGAAACGAGUAUGGAAAAAACUCAAAAUGAAGAAGAAGAGCAAACUGCUUUGGAGAAUUUGCACCAUCGUGAUUAUCAAGAGACUCUGGUGAACCCUGGGCUUGGCAACAGCACUGAGACAUUUAUAGAAAGGAGACGUGAAAUCCAGCUUCCCACCCCAAACCCAUCAGUUGGUCAAAUGGAAGCUGAAGAAAAUACCAUUGGUCAUGAGAAAUCAAACUGUGGUAAAAGGAUCAUUACCUCGACUCAUGGCUUUUUGCCACACAACCAUGGCAGGAUCCAGCCUACAUUGGAUGAUUUUGAUAAUGAUGUUCUAGCCAAAUACCAUCAAACAAAAGGAGGGAAACAAGGAGAGGGCAAAGAGCCAGUGGAAAAUACACCUGGAAUGAGAGAGACUAAUAAAGGAGGUCUGGAGGCGUGGAAAAUUGGUGCCAUUUUUGCUGCAGUCUUUCUGGCUUUGGAGACCAUUGUAAUAAUUGUAUAUGUCAUCAAAUGUCGGAAUAAAAAAAGUGCUUCCACCAUGCAGCGAGCCUGUGAGGAAGGGCGUGUUGAACCAGAUGCAGCAACAGGAGGCGACUGCGGUGAUCAUUCACGACCGAUGGGGACUAUUCAGAAGAUCACCACCCUUGACCCAUCUGAUGUGGCUUCAGCCAUGGCACAAGAAAAGAAGCAGCAGGAAGAUGAUCAUGCAAUAUCCUUGUCCAAACUUUCGCCCAGCUUCACGGAUGAACUGGCCACUACUGGACCAGGCCCAAACUUCUCACAAGACCUAAGGACGCCUGUAUAAGAGAAGCUUGGGAUUCCACCUGUAAUAACUCUCACGUUUAUAUUCCUGUAGAUAAUUUUGUUGAUGUGUGCAUGUAACACAAAAUGUUAGUUCCUGUAACACUUUAGCAGGUAUGAAUGUGUGUGGGUGAAAAAUUAAAGCAUGCAUAUUUUAUAAUAUAAGUGUAUGUGUGAAAAGACUUUUACCAAAAGUGAAAUAAAUGUAUCUGGUUUGAUGUUUACAGUCUUACAUUGACGUCUUUACAGAACUAAAGGGUUUUAAUGACCCCAACUUGCUGAAAAAAAAAUAUUUUUUUUCAAAUACAUAAAGGAAGCCUCGUUAAAAACCAACAAAUGUGUCUGAAAAGAAAUAAAAUAUUGAUUCCCUUCUGCUGGGAUGUUGUUUAAAACUUG